AAUAUUCCACUGUAGCUGGAUGAUACUUAAUACUUUAUUAGUGAUAUUUUAGUUUUCGUCAAAUUGAGUUCUAUUGAUUUUGAGUAAUGUCAGAGGGUGAGGUAGCAAGUGCAACAGCAUCAGGUUGCGACUGUGGAAGAAAGUGUGAAAAUGUGGCCGAGCAGAUGUCUUUGGAUAAAAGAAAAGGUAGAGGUGAAGUUAAUUCAGGGUUGACCCACGAAUGUGGAGUUUUUGGCUGCAUUGGAACAGGAGAAUGGCCUACAUCUUUAGAAAUAUCGCAAAUUAUAUGUUGGGGGCUUGUUGCACUACAACACAGAGGUCAAGAAUCCGCUGGAAUAGUUACAAGUGAAGGUCAAUGUGCAAAAUCCUUCAACAUCGUCAAAGGAAUGGGAAUGAUAAGUAACAUAUUCAAUGAUGAAGCAAUAAGAAAAUUGAAAGGUAGUAUUGGAAUUGGACAUACCAGGUAUUCUACCUCAGCGGCCAGCGAAGAAGUUAACUGUCAACCCUUCGUAGUGCACACACAACAUGGAGCUCUGGCAGUAGCACACAAUGGUGAAUUAGUGAAUUGUGAUAGUUUAAGGAGAAUGGUAUUAGAAAGAGGGGUAGGCUUAUCAACACAUUCAGAUAGUGAAUUAAUUACACAAGCACUAUGCUUGAAUCCACCUGAAGGGGAAUCAGAUGGACCAGAUUGGCCAGCGAGAAUUAAACACUUGAUGGCUUUAGCGCCUUUGAGUUAUUCACUAGUAGUAAUGCUGAAAGAUAAAAUAUACGCCGUGAGAGAUACAUUCGGCAACAGACCUUUGUGUUUAGGAAAAAUCUUGCCCUCCAAUGAACCGCUCGAUGGCGAUUGCGAUGAGAGCCGAGAAGCUCUUGGUUGGGUGGUUUCGUCUGAAUCCUGUGGUUUCUUAUCUAUUGGGGCACAAUAUGUCCGAGAGGUUUACCCUGGUGAAAUAAUAGAAAUGACAAGGGAAGGCAUAAAAACUAUCGACAUAAUUAAGAUAGAAGGAUUAAGAUCUUUAGCAUUCUGCAUUUUUGAAUAUGUGUAUUUCGCAAGAGGAGACAGUAUUUUCGAAGGCCAAAUGGUAUUCGCAGUAAGGAUGCAGUGUGGCAGACAAUUAGCCAUUGAGCAUCCAGUGGAAGCUGAUAUUGUCAGUUCUGUACCAGAGUCAGGAAAUGCAGCAGCACAUGGAUUCUCUAGACAGUGUGGCAUAAGAUUUGCCGAAGUACUCUGCAAAAAUCGAUACGUAGGCAGAUCGUUCAUUCAACCAAGUAAUCGUCUUAGGCAAUUGAGUGUCGCAAAGAAAUUUGGAGCUUUGGGCGACAAUGUGAAAGGAAAACGACUCAUCCUUAUUGAUGAUUCCAUUGUUCGUGGAAAUACAAUUGGUCCUAUAAUAAAGUUGCUGAAGAAUGCCGGAGCCAAAGAAGUACACGUAAGGAUUGCUAGUCCUCCAUUACUUUAUCCCUGUUAUAUGGGAAUCAAUAUACCAACAAGAGAAGAACUUAUAGCUAAUAAAAUGAAUGCCGAAGAAUUAGCUAAACACGUUGGUGCUGACAGUUUGGCUUACUUGAGUGUUGAGGGACUUCUCAAAGCAGUUAGAUCAGACAUCAAAACAAAGAAUGGUGAGGUGAAAAUUGGGCACUGUACUGCCUGUCUCACAGGUGAAUAUCCCGGAGGUGUUCCUAAUUUAUUAGACUGGUAAUAGAUUUAUUGGAAUGAGUGACUUAAUUUAUAACAUUUAAACAUAAUUAAGAAACUAUGUUGUGUAUAUUUAUUUGUCUCAUGUGAGCACAUGUUCAUUUGGAAAUAAAAGACGUUGUAGGAUAAUAACAUGAAUAAAUGAUAAACAGUAA
Molecule: messenger RNA, 1851 nt
Organism: Coccinella septempunctata (seven-spotted ladybird)
Lineage: Eukaryota; Metazoa; Arthropoda; Insecta; Coleoptera; Coccinellidae
Product: amidophosphoribosyltransferase-like
Exons: 6
Coding region: 87-1700 (537 amino acids)
Biological process (GO): purine nucleotide biosynthetic process; purine nucleobase biosynthetic process
Molecular function (GO): amidophosphoribosyltransferase activity
Source: RefSeq, a predicted model, not a curated record